Molecule: messenger RNA, 1926 nt
Organism: Colius striatus (speckled mousebird)
Lineage: Eukaryota; Metazoa; Chordata; Aves; Coliiformes; Coliidae
Product: zinc finger protein 345-like
Exons: 3
Coding region: 1-1926 (641 amino acids)
Biological process (GO): regulation of immune system process; negative regulation of transcription by RNA polymerase II; regulation of cytokine production
Source: RefSeq, a predicted model, not a curated record
AUGGAGACCCCCAGGGACAUGGAGACCCCCAAGGACAUCAUCAGGACCCCCAGGGACAACGGGACCCCCAAGGACAUCAUCAGGACCCCUUUCUUGCCCCCCUGUGCCACACUCCCCGAGGGGGGUUUCCCGGGGGGUUCCCCUCGGGGCAGAGCCCCCAAGGUGGGUGUCGGGCUGGUGGGGAAGCGCCGAAGCCUCCAGGAACCCCCCAGAUCCUCGGCCCCGGAGAGGAAACACAUCUGCCCCGAGUGCGGGAAGGGCUUCGGGAAGAGCUCCAACCUCGUGGUUCACCGUCGCACCCACACCGGGGAGAAGCCCUACAAGUGCUGCGGCUGCGACAGGAGCUUCAGCGACCGCUCCAACCUGGCCAAGCACCAGCGUGUCCACGCCAAGAGGCGGCUGCUGAGCUGCGGGGAGUGCGGUGGGAGCGGGAGCGAGGCGGGGGCUGGAGCCCCCCAUCCAGCGGAGCCGCCCCGGGGGGGAGCUGCGGGGGAGUGCGGGGAGUGCGGUGGGAGCGGGAGGGAGCCGGGGCUGGAGCCCCCCGGCCAGCGGAGCCGCCCCGGGGAGAGCUGCGGGGAGUGCGGGGAGUGCGGUGGGAGCGGGGGCGAGCCGGGGCUGCAGCCCCCCAUCCAGCGGAGCCGCCCCGGGGAGUGCGGUGGGAGCGGGAGGGAGCCGGGGCUGGAGCCCCUCGGCCAGCAGAGCCGCCCCGGGGGGAGCUGCGGGGAGUGCGGGGAGUGCGGUGGGAGCGGGAGGGAGCCGGGGCUGCAGCCCCCCAUCCAGCGGAGCCGCCCCGGGGGGAGCUGCGGGGAGUGCGGGGAGUGCGCGGGGGGCGAGCCGGGGCUGGAGCCCCCCAUCCAGCGGAGCCGCCCCGGGGAGUGCGGUGGGAGCGGGAGGGAGCCGGGGCUGGAGCCCCCCAUCCAGCGGAGCCGCCCCGGGGGGAGCUGCGGGGAGUGCGGUGGGAGCGGGAGCGAGCCGGGGCUGCAGCCCCCCAUCCAGCGGAGCCGCCCCGGGGGGAGCUGCCGGCGCUGCGGGGAGAGUGCGGGGCCGCGCGGGGAGCCCGAGGACAGGCUCUACCAGUGCCCCAAGUGCCAGAAGCGCUUCAAGACGCGCUCCAUCCUCAUCACCCACGAGGCGCUUCACACCGGGGAGCGACCCUUCCCCUGCCCCGACUGCUCCAAGCGCUUCGUGCGCAAAGCCGACCUGGCGGUGCACCGGCGCAUCCACAGCGGCGAGAAGCCCUUCUCGUGCCCCGAGUGCGGCAGGAGCUUCAACCACCGCUCCAACCUCUUCACCCACCUCAGGAGACACUCCGGGGACAAACCCUUUCCCUGCGGCCAGUGCGCCAAGCGCUUCGUGCACCGCGCCGAGGCGGCGGCUCACCGGCGCAGCCACGGCACCGAGCGACCCUUCGGCUGCGGCCGCUGCGGGAAGCGCUUCAAGGGCCGCACGGCGCUGGCGCGACACGAGCUGCUGCACGGCGGGGAGCGCCCGUUCCCCUGCCCGCGGUGCGGCAAACGCUUCCCGCAGAGCGCCGAGCUGCUGGCUCACCAGCGCUUCCACAGCGGGGAGAAGCCGUUCCGCUGCCCGCAGUGCGCCAAGCUCUUCUGCAGCGGCUCCAGCCUGGCCAAGCACCGCCGGUGGCACCGGGGCGAGAAGCCCUUCGAGUGCCGGGAGUGCGGCAGGAGCUUCGCGCAGAGCACGGCGCUGCUGGAGCACUGGCGCACGCACACGGGCGAGAAGCCGUUCCUGUGCCGGGCUUGCGGCAAGAGGUUCGGUAGAAGCUCCAACCUCGUGGUUCACCAGCGUGUGCACGGCCGGGGGAGAGCGGGGGAUGCGGCGCUGGGCAGCCGGGAGGAGGAGGAGGGUGAUGGGGAGGGGUGGGAGGGGGGAGCGAGGCAGGGGGUGGUGGAGGAAGAGAGGGGUUGA